Molecule: messenger RNA, 729 nt
Organism: Yamadazyma jaroonii
Lineage: Eukaryota; Fungi; Ascomycota; Pichiomycetes; Serinales; Debaryomycetaceae
Source: the annotation of a GenBank genome assembly
AUGAAAGAAGAACUUGAAGAUGAAAUCAGUGCCAUUGAUGCCAUUUAUCCCGGUAGUACUGAAGAACUAGCACCACAGAUAUUCAAAUUCCAGGUACCUAAUAACGAAGAUAUUGAACUCCAAUUGAGUUUCCCUGAAAUAUAUCCUGAUGAGAAACCUAGUAUAAUACAAGUGAUAAGUAACAGACAUAGUGAUGUGAAUUAUUUGCAACAAAGGUUUGAUUCGAAAUUGGAGGAAGUUUACAGAAAGGGAGAGGUGUGCAUGUUUGAGUUUCUACUGGAAUUGGAGAUGAUGAUGGAGGAAAGCUCAUUAGAGCAGUUGGAAAGUUUAAAGAUCGAGGAAGGAAGUGAUGAAGAUAAGAAGGAAGACGAGGAAGAGGAAGAAGAAAGUGAAGAAGAGGAACAAAUCGAAACUCAACCGGUGAUACGAAAACAAAAAUCAGAACAAAAGCAACAGAACCCGUUCGAUGGGUGGUCACAAUCAGAUCCUUUGGUAGAUAGAGGUUCAACAUUUAUAGGAUUCGCUAGGAAAGUCACUAGUCUUCAAGAAGCUCAAGAAUACCUUGAUCUUCUAGUAUCUGAUAGGAAAAUAUCUAAAGCUGCCCAUAACAUGAGUGCAUGGAGAAUCAAAGGUUCAGGAAACGUUCAAUAUCAGGAUUGUGAUGAUGAUGGAGAAGCAGCAGCUGGAGGAAGAUUACUUCACUUAUUAACGGUAUGUAAUAUUUAUUGA